UUUUUAGAAAAAAAAGUAAAAAAAAUGUUUAUCUUAGCUGUUAUUCUACUUCCAGUUAUAGCUAUUCUCUCUUACAAUCAUUUCAAACUUCCCAAGCAAUCUAUUGAACAAACAAAAAAGAUACUUUUUCGAAAUAAUAAAGCAAUCAUAAUUGGUCAUAGAGGAGGUCAGUUUGAAGCUCCUGAGAAUACCUUAAUAGCUAUAAAAACUGCUUAUAAAAACGGGGGUACUGCUGUUGAAAUUGAUGUUGAUUUCACAAAAGAUGGUGUUCCAAUUCUUCAUCAUGACGAUGAAGUUGAUCGUGUCACUAAUUCAACAGGGUUGGUCAAGGAGUUUAUGUGGAAUGAUUUAAAAAAGUUAAAUGCAGCAUCAAAGUUCAACUACACAAUAACUAAAGGUUUAAUUGAAAGUGUAGAAUUUGAAGGAAUUCCUUUAUUAAUCGAUGCAAUAAAACUUUGUAUGAAAUACAAGCUAUCAAUAAAUUUGGAUAUCAAAAGUAAUGCAUCUGGAAUAACCAAUUUUUUGAAGGAUUUACUCUUAAAGGAGCCACAAUCUCCUGAUUUUAUUUUUGUUACAUCUUUUAUGCCUCAUAUUGUGUAUAAAGUACGAAAAGAAUGUUCUCAGUUUGGAACUGGUCUUAUUUGGAGGCCACAUUUAUUAUCAAGAAAGAUGAAUGGAGAACCUUAUGACAAUCAAUCAAUUUAUUUAACAUUGUUGUAUGACAUUCUUGAUUAUCUCUAUAUGUGGUCUGUGCAUUUAUGGCUUGUAGAUUUUCUUGGUGUCUCCCUAAUGUCUAUAAAUAAAAAUUAUUUGAUUGAAAAUGGUAACAUUGAAUAUUGGAGAAAUCAGGGAAUUGAAGUCAUUGUAUGGACUGUUAACAAUGUAGAAGAGAAAAAAAUAUUUUUAAGCAAAAAUGUUCCAGUGAUAACUGAUUCUUUGCUUAAUAGUGAAUACUGUCCUGAACCUAUUUAAUUCAGAUUUUUAUUCGUAAAAUUUUUAUUAUUAACUAAAGGUAGCAACAUUUAGAAUAAUAAUAGUAAUGUUUUUAUAUUUGUUAGUUAAUAAACAUUUUGUAAAUCUAUGAAAAAAAAUCAUGAAAUAAAUUAUUA
Molecule: messenger RNA, 1109 nt
Organism: Hydra vulgaris (swiftwater hydra)
Lineage: Eukaryota; Metazoa; Cnidaria; Hydrozoa; Anthoathecata; Hydridae
Product: glycerophosphodiester phosphodiesterase 1
Biological process (GO): phospholipid metabolic process; ethanolamine metabolic process; N-acylethanolamine metabolic process
Cellular component (GO): plasma membrane
Molecular function (GO): glycerophosphodiester phosphodiesterase activity
Source: RefSeq, a predicted model, not a curated record